This is a messenger RNA of Coffea eugenioides, 1197 nucleotides long. RefSeq lists its product as uncharacterized. NCBI's taxonomy places the organism in Eukaryota, Viridiplantae, Streptophyta, Magnoliopsida, Gentianales, Rubiaceae. The transcript has 2 exons. The coding region runs from base 1 to 1197 and encodes 398 amino acids. The record is from RefSeq and is a predicted model, not a curated record.
AUGUAUGUAACAAGGCCUAAAUCUUUCUUCAAGAACUCUCCGGACUCCCUUUCAUCACUUCCUGAAGGGCCACAUUCAGGUUUCCUAGUAAUUCAAGAUAGAAAGGUUGAAACUUGCUGUUUUGGAUUGUGUUCAUUUGAUAAUGACCGUGCAAGGGACCUGCCUUUUCCGCAGAAUUAUAGUCUAACCAUUAAGACUAUAGUGAGAGUAGUAACCUACUCAAAUGGUGACAGAUAUUACAGAAAUGUGUACGAUCAUCUUAUGUUCAUCCCAGUUCUUAACCAGCCGCUUUCUUCAAAUCUCUACUAUGUCAUAUCUCGGGAUGAACCUUUUUCAGGGGAAGCUUUAACUUGCUCAAAGGAAUUAAGCUGCAAUAACACAUGCUGUAUCGAAGAUGUAAGACCAAGGCCACUGGAUCCAAGCAGCGUUUAUCAACAGUUCAAAAUUGUUAAAAGAUCUGGUCGUUAUUUUGCCGGAUUAUCUACUGUGGAUGGUGGUUUUCCUCCUGAACCAUUGAGGAGGAUUAACGAAGUUGGCUGGAAAGCUCGCCUUUCGACAGAAUUUAUGUUAGAUGAAGCUCCAGGCCUUGAUAAAGCUCUUCGAGCCUGCAUGCCACGAUUCGAUUUCCCCCUGAAAUGUGAGGAAUCUCAAACUCUUGUUGUUGGGAAGUGGUACUGUCCUUUCAUGUUUGUUAGAGAAGGCACCAUUAUGCGGAGAUAUCAGAUGUCGAAUUCAAUGUUUUACGUGAUGACAUUGGAGCAACAGUGGAAGAAGAUUUUCUCUUGCUCUAACUCUAACAAAGAAGAUAAUGAAGGAAAACAGUUAACUGUGGAUGUUGUUCUUGAAAACGAAGCUGUCUAUGUUGGUGGUUUUAAGGCUGAAUGGGACGAGGGAAUUGUAGAUGAGGGGGCAAUAUGGUUCCGAUUUUCUGAUGGAGGAGGAGCCAAAAGAAGGGUUGGUUUGAGUCCAGAAAUUGUGGAAAGAAUGAAAUGGGAGCAAGAAAGAGAAGGAUGGAGAAGUGGGAAGAAUAGACAGGUGAGGAUCACAAGGGCACAGGAGUUCAAGAAAAGUGAUGAAUGGAGAGAAUUUGGCCUCUAUGUUUUGGUUGAAAGGUUUGUUUUGAGGAGAAUGGAUGGGACUUUGGUAAUGGAAUAUCAUUUCUUGCAUGACGAUCAAAUUAAGAGCAAAUGGGAAUAA